GCAGCUCCUGGAAGUCCUCUUCCAGAACUGGCCCAUGCCCCGGAAGCAGUUGUUGGUUGGGCGCUUUGCGCGUCACGGAGACCCCAGGGGUGCGGUCGCCAUGUUCCUUUCGGUGGUCUCCUUUGCCAAGAGCAAGUCAAAAACCCUUCUGGUGAAAAUGGUCAGCCAAGCUGGGACAGGUUUCUCCUUCAACGCCAAGAGAAGCCGACUCCGGGAGAAACUGACUCUUUUGCAUUACGAUCCACUUGCUUUGGAAAAAGACACCAUGGAGGUGACACAUUAAAGAAUCAGUAUCCAGGGGAAUCAACAGCUCAUGACAGCAGAUAAGCAGGCAGAGGUCCUUUCUCGACUGCAAACAUGAAGGGAGUGGAGCAUGACGGGAAACCAACUCUUUUCUCCCCUGGCUUUUGCUGUUGUGAUUAAGAAUGGAACCAGUGAAAAAGUUCAAAUUCAGAUGCCAUUGAUAAACAUGUAACAUUUUAUGGGGAAAAAAAUCCCAGUGGAAAAGAAAAAAAUGAAAUACAUUAAUACUUAGGCUGGGAGAAAGUCAAUCUUUCAUGUCACAGCAGGGAAAAAAGAGGCGGAGGAAUGCCUAAAUAUUGGUUCUAUUUUAAUUUCAACUCUACAUUACAUUAAACUCUCCUUGUACUCCUCUUUAAUUUACAGCAAAUGCUGACACAAAUUGGUGUGCCUUUUCUUCUUUGACAUCAGUAUUCCUCUUGAAUUAUGUAUUUCUAUCCAGAAUGAGGUUUAUGGGGCUAAAGUAUUCUUUCAUUUAGAUAGAUGAGAACAGAGAAGGAUCAAUGGGAGGUCAAGUGUAAAAUCAAAGUAAGGUGGGGCUGAGGUAUGUUCAGGGCACCAUUUCACUGCCCACAGAGACUGUAAGUGGUAUUAAAAAUGACAGUGGCCUUUCCAUUUUCAAUAUAUUGAUUAAAUUUCAACCACUGUACAACAAGAAAAACUCUGCCAACUUCAUCCCAGAGCUUCCAGAUUCUCAUGUAUUAGUGCCCUACUAAUAUUUAUAACCAUUUGCAAGAGUACAGGUAAUCACAAUAAUCGCCCCACUGGGAUUUAAUCUAAAAUUAAAACAAAGACAAAAAACUUCCUAUUAGAUGCAGUGUGUUUGGCCACCUCACACUUCACACAUGGGGCACGUGGCUGUGGUGUUGACUGCAUCAGAGAUCUGGCCCCACUGUUGGUGAAAUGGCUCCUGUUCCAAGUUAGCCAAUGGUUCAUACUGACAGAGGCCAUUUGCUGGCUCCAUCUGGGCCUGCCUAUGUCCACUCAGGUCCACUCUCAGCUUCAUCAGCUGGUGAUGGCCUCUGAGCUGGUCAGUCACACCAGCACUGAUGUAGAGUGUUGUGAUGAAGCUGUUUUGAGCUAACACUUGCAUCCUAAUGACUUCAUAAAAAGGCAGACACACUGUCUCCUAUCACUGAAUGAUAUGCAAAGCAGACAUGCCUGAGUCAACUCCUUUCUUCAUUUCCCCUCAGCCAAGCCUGGGUUCCCCACUGUAAGCCAUCCUCGGUUAUCUCUGAGAAUCCUCCCUCCAUUUAAAAAUCCCACCCAUCACCCACUCUAUUCCAGGAAUAGGAACUGAGGAAAAGCUGUUUACAUGCUGCCUGAUAAUUUUAAAAAGGAGCAUUUCAUGUUUUACUUACAAUUAUAUUAACAAUGUAAAACCUCCCUGUCAAUAUGGUAUAUUAAAGCUGAAACUGGCUAUGCCCAGCAACAGUGUCAUGAUGUCACUUCCUCACUGGUUCAGUCCUAGUUGGGCCAGUGGUUGGCCAGCUCAAAGAACAUACGUGGGACACUGUCAACCUGGAGUGAGUAGGCCACACGUACUCUGCCUCCUCAGGUUCCCAGGCAGGGCCCGAAUGGCAGUGCUGGCAGGCGCUGCCGUCAGUCACAGCCCUUUCUCUCUGCUAUACGGCUAGCCACAGAGGAAGAUGGCUCCUCAAGACUGAAAACUGUCUCAAACCCCCAUUCUGCCCAAAAUGUCUGUGGUGGAUUAUUUUAUUCUAUAAUUAAUGAAAGAGAAAUGGAAUCUUGAGUACGAGCUAAAAAUGGAAUAAAAAGGGCCCAUUCUUCAGGCAACAUUAAUGAAAGCUUUGUAUAUAAAUAACUUAACAUAUCGGUGAAUAAAUGGCACUUAAAACUAAAA
This is a messenger RNA of Ictidomys tridecemlineatus (thirteen-lined ground squirrel), 2164 nucleotides long. NCBI's taxonomy places the organism in Eukaryota, Metazoa, Chordata, Mammalia, Rodentia, Sciuridae. The record is from RefSeq and is a predicted model, not a curated record.